AAAAAUAGUCUAAAAAUUGAAUCGUUCACACAAAACAGUUUGGAAAAAUCAUUCUUCUCCGGCCUCUCUGUCAAAACUCGAAAUUCGCUCUCCUCUCUCAUCUUCCUUCCAUUUCCUUUCAUCAAGUUUUCAACGUCAAUCAAUCCACCACAACAGUAACAAUCAGUUUUUUUUAUUAUGGAUGGAGAGGGGACCCACGACACCAUCUCCAGGGGGCCUGAUCCGUUCCACUCUAUCAAUUCGGACGGUGGUGACGCCUCUCCGUCACAGUAUUCCUCAUGCGGAGAAUCGGAGUUCGAGCGAUACUGCAGCGCCAAUUCAGUUAUGGGCACACCUAGCUAUAGUAGCUCAUUUGGAGCCUCUUUUAAUGAUUGUAUAGAGUCUGAUCUUGGGUCUUUGAAAAGUUUGGAUGAUUUUGGGUUUGAUGGUAAUAGGAACUUGGAGGAUAGAAAGCUUUUGAAUUCGGUUAUUGAUCGUUUAGAUGGCAGUUUUGAAGAGAAUGAGACUGGUAGGUUGGGAAUUUGUGGAGCAAGUAGUAAUGAAUUGGACAGUAGGAUUUGGGAGAUUGAGAAAGGGGAUUUGGGUCGAGUUGGCUGUGGAGAGAAUGAAGAUUGUCAAAGUGGGUUGGAUGUAGAGGUAGAUUUGGGAUUUGAUGGGGGGAAAGAUGGGGGUUCGUCUAGAUAUGGAUAUUCGGAGGAUGAUGAUUCCAUUUGUGGGUGUGGUUCGGAUGAUGAGAAAAGGAAGAAUUUGUAUUUUAGGAGGAAUGUGUUGCUUGGUGAGGAAGGGAAAGUAGGUGGUGAGAAUCCGUUGCUGAUGGGUUCGUCUGUGGCUUUUGGGUCGGAAGAUUGGGAUGAUUUUGAGCUAGAAACUGGGGGAGGCAUUGGAGCUUCUUUGACCUUGGAUAAAUUUCAGCAGCAGGAGCAGGGUCUGGCGACUGACGGAAACUUUUUCAGUUCUAUUCCUGUGGUUUCAACUGUAGCACCUGUUAUUGGGGACGCAGAAAUAGGGGAAGAUGUGACUGAGGAACAUGCUGGCAUUGAAGACAGUGAAGGUGAUGAUUUGGGAGAGAAGCUCAAUUCCGGUACUGAGAUCCCUUAUGGUGUACGGAAUUCUAUUGUGGAUCUAGUGGAAGACAUGAGAGACAUUUCUGUAGUCAGUUGUCAGGUACAAGGUGCUCAUGAAUUGGCCAAAGAUGAUAAAAGUACUUUGAUCAUGCCAUUUGGUUUUCCAGGCUAUUGCGAACCACAGCAAGAAGAUGCUAGAGACAUUUCUCUUAACUGCAAUCAAGCCCAAGGUAGUAACGACACAACAGAGCUUUACAAAAGUUGUCCUGUCAGCGACUUCUUUGAGGUGGAGCAGGAACCUCUUGUAGAAAUAACCCCCGUAGGGUUAGGAUUGAAUUUUACAGAUCCUCACAUGGAAGGUCUGAAUCCAUGUGUGAAAUCCGAGGAAGUUGUUUGUACCGAUGAUAAAAAAGCUUUGGAAAAUGAAGAGGCUGGGAAUUUUGAAGUAGAGGCAGAUCCCCUUUCUGAUACAACUAAUCAACUUCAUUUCUGCGCAGUUGAAUACUCAGAAAAUGCAAGUGCAGAAUCCCUUGUGACCCAAAAAUUAAAUUCAACUCUGCCAAUGCUUGAAAAUAACAUGAAAAAAGCAUCAGAAAAUGCUCCUGGUUCUGUGAUUCUUUAUGAAGACCAUUCUGCAGUGGUUAAGGCAGAGAAUUUUGAGCUUAUUGAAUUUUACGAUGAGAUUGUCAACGAAAUGGAAGAAAUUUUACUUGACUCCGGUGAGUCUCCAGGGGCUAGAUUUCUUCAGGGUAAUCAUUUGUUUCAGUCACAGCUAUUACUGCCGCUAAGAGAUGGUGGGUCAACUGCUUCUACUUCUGGUACCAACGAGGCUUACCCGCUAAUUACACAUCCAAAGAGAAUUGAUAGGGUUGAAGUGGUAGGAGCAAAGCAGAAGAAAGGAGAUGUCUCCCUUAGUGAAAGAUUGGUUGGAGUGAAGGAAUACACCAUGUAUAUAAUAAGGGUAUGGAGUGGCAAAGACCAGUGGGAGGUUGAACGCAGGUAUCGUGAUUUCCAUACGCUCUAUCGCAGGCUGAAAUCAUUAUUUGCUGACCAGGGCUGGACUCUUCCUUCUCCUUGGUCCUCUGUGGAAAAGGAAUCUAGAAAAAUAUUCGGGAAUGCAUCUCCAGAUGUUGUUUCUGAGAGAAGUGUUCUUAUUAAGGAGUGUUUACAUUCAACUAUCCAUUCUGGGUUCUUUUCCAGUCCCCCAAGUGCACUGGUUUGGUUCUUGUGUCCUCAAGGUUCAUUUCCUAGUUCCCCUGCAGCAAGAAUGCCAGUUGCUCGGUCUAUAUUUUCUAACAAAGGGGCAGAUGCAGGAAAUAUUUCCACUUUAGGGAAGACAAUAUCGCUUAUUGUUGAAAUCCAGCCACACAAAUCUACUAAACAGAUGCUAGAAGUGCAACAUUAUACUUGUGCUGGAUGCCACAAGCAUUUUGAUGAUGGUAUGACAUUAAUGCAGGACUUUGUACAGACACUUGGGUGGGGAAAGCCUCGGCUUUGCGAGUAUACUGGUCAGUUAUUUUGUUCUUCAUGCCACACAAACGAGACUGCAGUUUUGCCAGCAAGAGUUCUACAUUAUUGGGAUUUUAAUCAAUACCCAGUUUCUCAUCUGGCCAAGUCAUACUUGGAUUCCAUCCAUGAGCAGCCCAUGCUUUGUGUAAGCGCAGUCAAUCCUCUCUUAUUCUCCAAGGUCCCAGCCUUGCACCAUAUUAUGGGUGUCAGGAAAAAAAUUGGAACUAUGCUUCAAUAUGUUCGAUGUCCAUUCCGCAGGACCAUCAACAAAGUACUCGGUUCUCGAAGAUAUCUUCUUGAAAGCAAUGAUUUUUUUCCCCUUAGAGACCUCAUAGAUCUCUCAAAAGGGGCAUUUGCAGCACUACCGGUGAUGGUGGAAACUGUUUCAAGGAAAAUUCUGGAGCAUAUAACAGAGCAAUGUCUCAUAUGCUGCGAUGUGGGAGUCCCCUGCAGUGCCCGACAAGCUUGUAAUGAUCCAUCUUCCCUCAUAUUCCCUUUUCAGGAAGGUGAAAUUGAAAGGUGUGCUUCUUGCGGAUCAGUAUUCCACAAGCCCUGCUUCAGAAAGCUUACAAAUUGCUCUUGUGGGACACGCCUUAGUGCAGAUCAGGUCAUGGAGUCUACCAAUAUGUUGAGCCGUAAGGCCAGUGGUUUCGUGCUGGGAAGGAGAUCGGGCUCUAGUUUGCAUCUGGGAUUGCUCUCUGGACUAUUUUCGAAGGCACGUCCAGAAAAAAUGAAGGACGAAGAUACUAUUAUCUUAAUGGGUUCUUUGCCAACCACUUCUCUUUAAUCACCUGUGAUUGUAAUGUGCCUUUUGUAUAUUGUCUUGAUUGUAAAGCGGGAGUUCAUUGUACCACUUGGCACCUUGAGUUUUUGGCUGAACAAGCGGACGUAGCCUAUAUCAUUGCAUUGUAUGAAGAGUUUCGAGGUUGGGUGAGUGUAUAUAUUACAUGAUUCAUAUGACUGUCUUCCUUUUGUAAUAAGAAAAUAAUUUCAAGUAUUAA
Populus trichocarpa (black cottonwood) is the source of this 3574-nucleotide messenger RNA. RefSeq lists its product as uncharacterized. The record is from RefSeq and is a predicted model, not a curated record. The transcript has 5 exons. NCBI's taxonomy places the organism in Eukaryota, Viridiplantae, Streptophyta, Magnoliopsida, Malpighiales, Salicaceae. The coding region runs from base 178 to 3360 and encodes 1060 amino acids. Gene Ontology annotation, cellular component: intracellular membrane-bounded organelle. Gene Ontology annotation, molecular function: phosphatidylinositol phosphate binding.